AUGGCUCCAAGACCCAUUGACAACGUGAAACCCUGAAACCUCUCUGAUACUGCAGAAUUCCUCCUUCUGGGACUGUCAGGGGAUCCAGAACUGCAGCCCCUGCUAUUCUGCCUCUUCCUGUCCAUAUACGUGGUCACUGUGCUUGGUAACUUGCUCAUCAUCCUGGCCAGUAUCUAUAACUCCCACCUGCACACUCCCAUGUACUACUUCCUCUCUAAUCUGUCUUUCAUUGACAUCUGUUUCACCACCACCACCACCACAAUCCCAAAGAUGCUAGUGAACAUCCAGCCACGGAGCAAAUCCGCCAGUUACACAGGAUUCCUCACCCAAAUCUGCUUUGUCUUGACUUUUGCUGGACUGAAAACUGGAAUUCUGGCCAUGAUGGCCUAUGAUGGAUUUGUGGCCAUCUGUCACCCACUGAGGUACAGUGUCAUCAUGAACCACAAGGUCUGCAGGCUGCUGGUUCUGAUCUCCUCCUUUGUUAGUGUUGUGGAUGCCCUGCUCCACACUUCGAUGGCGCUGCGGCUGUCCUUUUGCACAGAACUAAAAAUUCCCCUCUUUUUCUGUGAACUAGCUCAUAUUCUCAAUCUCGCCUGUUCUGAUAGCCUCAUCAAUAACGUCCUCGUGUAUUUAGUGACCAGCCUGUUGGGCGUUAUUCCUCUCUCUGGGAUAAUUUUCUCUUAUACUCGAAUUGUCUUCUCUGUCCUGAAAAUCCCGUCAGCUGGUGGAAAGGAUAAGGCAUUUUCCAUCUGUGGGUCACACAUAAUAGUUGUUUCCUUGUUUUACGGGACAGGUUUUGGGGUGUACUUUAGUUCUGCAGCCACUCACUCCUCCAAGAAGAGUGCAGUGGUAUCAGUGAUGUACACUGUGGUCACCCCUAUGCUGAACCCCUUUAUCUGUAAUCUGAGGAGCAAGGCUAUGAUGGGGGCUUUGAGGAAACUCAUCUCUAAAAUAUCAUCUUUCCAUUGA
Molecule: messenger RNA, 969 nt
Organism: Lagenorhynchus albirostris (white-beaked dolphin)
Lineage: Eukaryota; Metazoa; Chordata; Mammalia; Artiodactyla; Delphinidae
Product: olfactory receptor 7G3-like
Exons: 2
Biological process (GO): G protein-coupled receptor signaling pathway
Cellular component (GO): membrane
Molecular function (GO): G protein-coupled receptor activity; olfactory receptor activity
Source: RefSeq, a predicted model, not a curated record